UUCUGACGUCCUGUAAUGGCUAGUGUGUCUUCAGAUUUUGCUGACGUUUUCCACAUUGCGCAAAGUGUUGAGUGUGCAUGAUUACCAGUUGCGGUCGUUGCUGAUUCUGACCUGUCACAGGGGACGAGGGACGGGGGCACGACGACGAUGUUGCUGUGGCUCUGACGUCAUGGCGGGGCGCUAUAACGAAGCCGACGGACUUCCAUAAAAGUCGGUGCAUCUCAAGCGUCUGCUCCACGAUUGUUCCUGUGGUGUUCUUCUGAAGUGCACCUGUGUAGAGACACAACGAUGCAGACCCAUACACAUAACCUCUCGUCUCUUCUGAUUGCUGUGGGGACUCUGUUGUCCGGACUGCAUGGUGCUAAAUGGGCAUACACUGGUCCCGACGGUGAGCACCACUGGUCCAAGCACUACCCAUUCUGUGGCGGAACAUUCCAGUCACCCAUAGACAUCCAGACCCAGCUGCUGAGGUUUGACCCCACACUACGUCCAAUCGAGCUCCAGAACUACAACCUCUCAGCCAAUGAGCAGCUGACCCUCGGGAACAAUGGACACUCCAUUCAGCUGUCCCUACCCAGGAGGAUGUAUUUGUCCAGCCUGCCUCACCGUUACACUGCUGCUCAACUCCACUUCCACUGGGGCUCAGAACACCUGCCUGUCGGAUCAGAACACACCGUCAACGGCAGACAGUUUGCUGCCGAGAUGCAUAUGGUGCUCUUCAACUCAGACAAGUACCCCAACAUCUCUGUGGCAGCAGACAAGUCAGACGGCCUGGCUGUACUGGGAGUUCUGAUAGAGGUCGGGGAAUUCAACCCAGCGUUCGCCCAGUUCCUCAAGUACAUCGAUGGUAUUAAAUACAAAGAUCAGAGGGUGCAGGUCCCAGCCUUCAACAUCCGCAGUCUGCUGCCUGUACUCUUGGAUGAAUACUACCGUUAUGAUGGCUCGUUGACCACUCCCCCCUGCUAUCCCAGCGUGCUUUGGACUGUGUUCAAAAACCCUGUCACCAUCUCACUCAAACAGUUUCUGGCCCUAGCAACGGCCAUCUACUCCUCCCACCAACAGGAGUCGGCCCCAGUGGCCAUGAACAGCAACUACAGGAAACCACAGUACACGGACAACAGAGUUGUGCUCUGCUCUUUCCAGGGGGGCAGAGGACUACAGGGUGCUACUCAGACGGUCACCUCUCCGUUCCUGAGGAGGCAGGUCAUCAACCAGCUGUUAGAUGGAGACCUGGCAGACCUGGCAGACCAGGAUGGGCUCAACCAGCUGUUAGAUGGAGAUCUGGCAGACCAGGAUGGGCUCAACCAGCUGUUAGAUGGAGAUCUGGCAGACCUGGUAGACCAGGAUGGGCUUAACAAGCUGUUGCCCAAGAAGCCCAGAGCACCGGGCAAGAAAGGCUGGACCCAGAGCCAUAUUGGGUCCAAGCACUACCAGAACACCGGGUCUCAGACCCAGAACAGCCUCCAGCAGCAGCGGUCGAAGCCCAAUAAGGUGCCAUCCGGGGGGACAGGAGCUGCCAGAUUAGUCCCAUCUCCCUGGAAGAACCAACAGAACAGGCAACCUGUGUGGAAGUUAGGUCUGAGCGAGGACAUGCUGUGUUACGUCUCCUUGGAGCAGGAUGUGUCUCGCCAGCUGAGCAGAGGGAGAUCCCCUACCCAUACAGACACCCAGCUGGUCCAGGCUCUCAGAGAAACUCUGUUCCCAGAGCUCAACCUGCGCAGCUACCUGGGCUGUAAGUCUGACCUGGCUCUGUUCACCAUCAGACAGCUCCUCCGGGGGAGAUCAGCCACAGAUGAGGCCCUGGAGCUGGACCAGGCCAUUGUCAAGGCCUUGGGGGGGACGGGGCAGAGAGGCUCCACAGCACAGCAGCAGACCAAAACUCUCUCCAAGCACCAAACAGGCUUCGCUCCUGCCCCUGCUGCCGUGCCGAAGAAACCCAAUCAGCCAAUCCCAUGGCUCCAGCCUAUGGAGUGGGAGGACUAGAGUCCAGCCUGAUGUGUAACCUUUAGACCCUGAAUCUAUAACGAGUGUAACCACCAUCAGCCUCACCCUCAGCUCAAUCUACAGUCGUGAGUGAAAAUUGACACAACCUUUGUGCUGUCUUCAAAAAAAAUGUUUCCUUAAAAUCUAAAACGGGAUUAAAGUGAUUUUUUUCACCUAUCGAUCUACACAACCUACUCCACAUUUUUGAAAGUGAAAUAAAAAUGAUAGAAAAUGUUCAAAAUGACUAAGAAAUACAAAAUGAGGACGUAUUGAUUGUGUAUGUCUUCACACCCCAUACUUGGUGGAGACACAUUUGGCAGAAAUCACAGGUGUGAAUACAUUUUAAUAUGAUUCUACCAACCUUGCACAACUGUUUGGGCAGCAUGUCAAACCUCUAAGAAUAUAUUCACACCCCUUUAGUUUUUCCACAUUUUGUUGUGUUACAGCCUGCAUUUAAAAUGUAUUACAUUGAUGUUUUGUUUUACCGAUCUACACACAAUACCACAUAAUGGCAAAGUGGAAUUUUGUUUGUAAUUAUAAUUUUUGUAUCCCACAUUUUUUUAAGCUGAAAUGUCUUGAGUCAAUAAGUAUUCAACCCCUGUUGUUAUGGCCUAAAUAAGUUCAGGAGGAAAGAUGUGCUUAACAAAUUGCAUAAUGUGCAGCAACAACCUAGGGAAUAGUUACAGGGAUAAAUGAGCCGGAGAUAAUUAGGUGACCAUGAUGGUCAGAUUGUGAAUUUAGCUAGGACACAGGGGUUAACACCCCUACUCAUACAAUAAGUGCCAUGGGAUCUAUAGUGACCACAGAGAGUCAGGACACCCCGU
Oncorhynchus tshawytscha (Chinook salmon) is the source of this 2807-nucleotide messenger RNA. RefSeq names its product carbonic anhydrase XII (gene ca12). The record is from RefSeq and is a predicted model, not a curated record. Gene Ontology annotation, molecular function: carbonate dehydratase activity; zinc ion binding. The transcript is spliced from 9 exons. The coding region runs from base 289 to 1983 and encodes 564 amino acids. Lineage: Eukaryota; Metazoa; Chordata; Actinopteri; Salmoniformes; Salmonidae. Gene Ontology annotation, cellular component: plasma membrane.